UGGUCAAGCGGCCCAGCCCAGCCCACCCAAAACCAUCCACAAACCACGAUGCUCAGUCGCAUCGCCGCAAUGCGGCCGCCGCCGCGCGCGGUUGCGGCGGCGCUCGUCGGCGGGGCCGACGCCGGCUACUCCUCCAAGUCCACCUCCCUUCCCCAGAAGCAGCAGCGCGUCCGCGACCACGCCUUCGACGGCAUCAUGGAGGUGCAGAAGCGCGUCCGCCGCUUCCUCGCGCUCCACGCGCUGCUCCUCUACGCCGCCACCCCCACCGCGCCCUCGGGCGCCUUCUCCGCCGGGGGCAGCGGCGCGGUCUCCGUGCCCUUCUCCCGCCUCGGCGCCCUCUCGCGCCGCCAGCUCCGCCUCGCGCCCCUCGACGCCGGCAACUUCAUGCUGCGCCACCCGCACGCCUUCCACCUCUUCCUCCACCCCGUCCACCGCAUCCUCCACGCGCGCCUCACCCCGCGCGCCUCCGCCGCGCUGCGCCUCGAGGCCGACGCCAUCGCCUCCUUGCGCCCCGGCGCCGUCCUCCGCCUCCGCAAGCUGCUCCUCCUCGCGCCCCCGCACCACCGCCUCCGCCUAGAGCACAUCCGUCUCCUCCGCCGCGACUUCGGCCUCCCCGACGACUUCGCCGACUCCAUCAUCCUGUCCAAUCCCGCCCUGUUCCGCCUCACGCCUGACGGGUUCGUCGAGUUUGUGCCCUCCCCUGACGAUCCACCCGACCUCACCGUCGCCGCCGUCGAGCGCUCCCGGGAGCGCCACUACCGCGAGCACCGCGCUCCCGGUGCCGGCGAGGAGGACGCGCGCUUCGCGUUCCCCACCCGCUUUCCGCCGGGCUUUAAGAUUGGCAAGUAUUUCCGCAUUGCAGUUUGGAAGUGGCAGCGCCUCCCCUACGCUUCCCCGUAUGCGGACGUCUCUGGCCACGACCUGCGCUCACUUGAGGCACAACGCCGCAUGGAGAAGCGUGCUGUCGCUGCUGUCCAUGAGCUGCUCUCUCUCACAGUCGACAAGCGUACCACGCUAGAGCGUCUCGCGCUCUUCCGCGACGCCCUUGGUGUGCCAAAGAAGAUUAAAGAGUUCUUGCGUAAGUAUCAGGGGAUAUUCUACAUAUCAACAAGAGGAAACCAGGGGAAGCUGCACACUGUGUUCCUCCGGGAGGCAUACUAUAAAGGGGAGCUUUUAGAUUCCAAUGAGAUACAUGACGCAAGGCGGAAGCUGGAGGAGCUGCUCUUGAUGAGCCGAGAGAAGGCGAAUUUGGAUCGUAUGUUCACCAGCAUGGGUCGUGGAUGGGAUGAGCUUGGUGGUGGUCGUCGUGGAGGAGCAGAAUUGAGGGAGAAGUUUCUUGGGGAUGCAGGUGGCAGAAAGAGGAAAGUUGGUGCUGGCAUUGAUGACGAUGGUGCCGAUAGUGGGGAGGACUCAGGAGUUGAAUCACUCUACAUCGAAUGAGGAACAGAAUCAUACAAUGACACUGAAUGUCAUAUAGUGAAGCCUGAGUUCUGAAUCUGGCAUGGGAACCAUAUUGGAGGAUUGAUUUAUCAUGCUAGCAUCUACACCAUGGUGUAGUGAUCUUGAUCGAUAAGAGAGUGUUAUAUUCUGAGGUGAAAAUUUGAGUGAGAGGUCUUAUCCUAAACUUGCGGACACUAUGAAUUGGGGAAGUUAUCACCCUCAAUGCUGCCAUGCAUCUGCACUAGAAUGGUUGAUGGAAUCUUCAUUUGCUCAGCAUUAUGUGAAGGGACAAAGACACAAGCAAGAGAACUCCUUUCUGCCCCCAAGCUAAUUUGAUCAGUGUCAUUUGACUUGAGGAUCUAUUCAUCUGCAUAUCUGUUGAAGGCUCUGAAGUGCAACUUACAAAUUAUUGCAAAGCCACUAGUUGGCGCAUGAUGUCAUCCACUAUUUGCAGAUUAUAUGUCAACUAUUUACUGCCGCACCGCAGAUGUUUUAAUUUAUUUGAUCCAAGUUCUGAACUGACUUCCUGUCAGCUUGCCACUCGAGAUUGUCAGACCUUCCAAAUAGUAAGUGUUUGAUCCUCUAGUAGUAAUAAUAAUAUUGUCUUGCAUAUAUCACCAGAGAGUGCUUGUCAGUUUUCAUUUGGCCUUCUCGUGCGAUGAUAUUUACUAUGCUUGCAUUUGCUAUGUGCUUGUUAGCCUAGGCACUUUAAUAAGCUGGGGUUCUGUUAGAUUUUUUGACUAAUAUCGUUUAACUAGCUCCCGGUCAUGUUGUUUGUUCCAAGUCUGAAGGGAUAGCUGACCCAAGAAUAGGACCUGCAACCCAUGCAACCAGGAAUUGUAGUAGUUUAGCAUCUUACCUGACCUGCGGCUACAUAAUCCCAAGCAGAUCUAACCUUAGUAUGAGAUUCACCGAGAGGAAGAAUAUUGCUUUUUGGUGAUUAAUUGGUCAUAUGUCAGAUGGUUUUUUUUCUUUCUGUAUAAUCAACCACCCUAUACCAUUAGUUACAUAUGCAAUGAUAAUUCAACUGUAGUUUGUAGCUCAGCCUCCAGGCUUGUCAAAAGGCAGAAAUUGGCUGCUGUAGGAGUGUUUCUGUUGAGUUGCAGUCUAUGACUGGUGAGCAACCAUACCAGCCUAAUCACCUUAACUGAUCUUUCAGGACAUCGCCUCAAGUUGACAUCUACAGUCCUUGGACUAACGAAAAUGAUUGUUUCAUUUUCCUGUUUAGAAAGCGUGCAAAAUAGCAAAUGUGCACAUGUGUAUGGGGCCUUACUGCUCUCCGGUUUCCGUGUCGAUGCAGAAGCAAGAUUGUACAUAUUAAAAGAACAAUCAACAACCAGUAGAAAAGGCACUGUUGAGAAUACGGAACAAUUAUAUACCAUGCCGACUUCUUCUUUCAGUCUAGAACGAAUGAUGAAGGUUCUUGUAGCGCUGUAGUCGGCCUUAUUCGGCUAUGGUAGAUGGAUUAUCUUGUGCUGUCACUGUCGUGCAAGUGCACUAUAUGCUGAGCAGAUGAACGUGCUGAACUUAACUGACCCUGUCUAGGUUCUGUUCCUCUGAAUAUCAGUUAAAGGCUCUGAAAUGCAAUUUACAUAUUAUUGCAGAUCCACUAGUUGGUACUCCCUCCGUCCCAAAAUAAGUGUCUCAACUUUGUACUAACUCUAGUACAAAGUUGUACUAAGGUCGAGACACUUAUUUUGGGACGGAGGAAGUACUCGGUAUCAUCUACAGUUACAAUGUCUGACAUUGUCUGCAAAAGAUGCCGUCGUCUUUUGGUUACUCUGUGCUGCCCUGCAGAUGUUUUAACUUCCUAAAUAAUGGCUGUUCAGUUUUGGAUUUUUUGUAUUGUUGACCAGGUCUACUUUCAAAGUUUUGCACCAGUACCACUGUUUGAGCAUGGAACAGGUCCCGAUUUUAUACAGGUUGAUCCGAGUUCUGAAGUCUGAACCGACUUGCUGUCAGCUUGCCACUUGAGAGUGUCAGCCCUUUCCUCCAAAUAGCAAGUGUUUGAUCCUCUAGUAGUGACAAUAAUAUUGUCUUGCAUGUAUCACCAGAGAGUGCUUUGUCAGCUUUCACUUGGCCUUCUCGUGUGAUGGAGCUUAUUAAUUCUGCUUGUGUUCGCCAUCUACUCUUCUGUCUUUUUUUUCUUUCUGAAAAUCUGUUUGUUUGCUAGUGUUGUUAGAUGCUUUGUAGUUAAUGAUCUGUUUCGCUAUCAUGUACCGAUGGCAGGCAGCAUGGGGUUCAAGUGCACCACAUUGUACAUCAAUCAAGCUCAACCCACAUUUAUGAUGUGAAAGUGCCGCAGAAGACUGAAAUGUACAAGAUGGGUGCUAUCCAACUGACAUACAGAGGUCAGUCUCGACCAGUCCAGAUCCUUGACAAUUAAGCAUUUAUACCAACUUUGCUUUCAGUUCUGGACUCAUUUGCCCUCUAUUUCCCCUUCAGUCCGUUCUGUCUUUACUUCUUUGGGGGAAAGCACUAGAAUUAGCUUCACUUUUAGGUGACUCAAGUUUGUACUAACUUUAGUACAAAGUUAGUAUAAAGUUGGGUCAUCUAUUUUGGAACGGAGGGAGUACGUGCCAAAGUCGUAUAUAUACCCUGUUAUCUAAUUGGUUUCUUCUAAAACAUCAUGCCGUGCCUUGUUGUCUGGAGUUGAGCUAACUGUGCUUCCUGAAUGGUCCACAGCAAGGAGGGGUGUGAUAAUAUGCUUUACACUGCAUAUUUGAUCGAUCUGGACAUAAUCUCAAUGAAUGCUGCCUGCAUUAGCUUGAUUUUCUUGGCCUACAGGUUGGUGGCACUGCAAAAGCACAGUUAGGCAGGUCUGAUUACUAAAGUGUGCUAAUUUGCGGUUAAGGGUGUCGCGUUAGGCAGGUCUGUCUGGUACGAAAGAGAUUAAUUGCCAUUGCUAUCAAGCCUUUCCAAUUAGGUGGGUUGGGUUGAUCCAGGGCCGUGUUUGGUUCAGGCAAAUCCAUCAUUGGAGGCUAUUAAUUGACAUUAGGUGCGUAUCACUAAACCCCCUGACUGUUACAGCUCAUCUCACCUUUGCUGGGUUUUGCCUGUUCAGUUGUGAAAUGAAUGCAAAUUCUCCUGAGGGGCAGGCCUUGAUCUGUGGGAAGGUGAGGGAGGCCAACUCUGUAAUGCUUGCUCCAAGGUCGGUCAGUCAAGGUCUUGAAGAAUCUGACGUCGAAUGCACCGUGCCACGGCUAAAAGGGCGUCAUUGCGGUGCUCGGGAAUCUUUGUUCGAUUCAAGUCUCCUGCAAAUGUCAUCGAUGUUUGGUUCCAGAAGACCGAAGUUGCCGGCGACGGACCGUCCGGUCUGUUGCAUCUUACACCGGACUAUAUCACCGGUUUUUCUCGGAGAAGAAUGGAGACAGGAUAAAACGGACGGUAACGCCGGCUGGUCCCAGGUCUUGAACCUCUUGGUCGAUAGCCGUGAGGAUCAAGGCGUGAGGUGCUUCACCGGACACCGUAUAUUCCAUAGACCCCCUCAAAUAAAACAGAGAGUAUAUUCCAAAGUCUUCCUCGGAAGCCUAGAUGCUGUCUGCUCCAAAGAUCAACUGUCUCGUCUCAGUCGGCUCGUCCUUGUGGCCUAGGUGCUGCAUCAAUAAUGCCUGACCAGUAGCCCCCUGGCUUCUGAUGCAUUCACGAAAGCAGUGGGUGCAACAGCUUUACUGUAAUUGGCAAAAGCACGGAAAAAAGAUCCAGGAAAAGGCAGAUGAAGGUUGUCAUUGAAGUUUCCAUACGUUUUGUGUUUUUGGAGAUAAUUCAUGUUCUUUAUGGACCUGGCCAUUACGUUCAGCUACAUAUAUAAAGGAAAAUUUAAUAAACUAUGCUCAUUACUAUGAGGAA
This is a messenger RNA of Triticum aestivum (bread wheat), 5289 nucleotides long. RefSeq names its product protein ROOT PRIMORDIUM DEFECTIVE 1-like. The transcript is spliced from 3 exons. The record is from RefSeq and is a predicted model, not a curated record. Gene Ontology annotation, molecular function: RNA binding. NCBI's taxonomy places the organism in Eukaryota, Viridiplantae, Streptophyta, Magnoliopsida, Poales, Poaceae. The coding region runs from base 49 to 1440 and encodes 463 amino acids.